UUUCAGUCACCAUUUUUACUAUUAUUAAGUAAUAUUGUAAUUUUGCGUAAAGCUCACUCGCCUUAUUUCUGGAUUCAGUCUUGGGGCACCAUUCUAUAGCGUAAAGACAGGUUGUCCUGAGGCCAUCAGCUUGACAUGUUUGUUGUUGGCUGACCAUGUCUAACACAUGAUGGAUGACACUGAAAUUGAGGCAAUGGCCACACUGUCAGGCAGCUCUUCCAUUGGGGAUCCAGUAUCUGAAAGAGGACAUAGUUUGGUUGAUGAAGAUGGCGAGGAUUGGCUCUACCCAGAGAGAAGACCUUCUCUGGACCUGGGACCAAGUCCAAUGGAUACCAGUCAGUGGCAUUAUGUGGACCAGGCCUUGACGCCAGCUCUGAGCUACAGCUCAAUGGCAAGUGAGGAGAGGUCAAACACAAUGAAUGAUGAUGAUGGAGUCUCCACGAAUGAUGAUGAUGGAGUCUCCACAAGGGUCCAGCUGGACAGAACAGAUUCAUACUCUAGCUGCUACUCUAUGGACAGUGAUGAUUGUGAAAAGAGAACCCCCAAGGUUAAAAGUAAAGAUGACACUGUCUCAGAGUUGCCUAAUGCACCAGAGUUAAUUCAAGACCCCAAUACGAUUAGGCAUCCUUCUCUGACAGUGAAAUUCACUUUCAAGGCUAUUGCUAAUAUCCUGCAGAAGUUGUCAGAGAAGGAUGUUAAGAGAUUCAAGAUGAUGCUGUGGCAACGUUACCCACAGUCAUUCAACACUCCUCCCCAAGGCUUGGAUCUGGUGGACCUGGUGGACCGGAUGCUCGAGUGUUACAGCCUUGAAGUGUCUUUGCAGGUCACCAAAGUCCUUCUUGAUGAGAUGGGACAGAAAAAGUUGAUCGACUAUCUUGAGACUUUGUGCAUCAGAAAUGAAGUGCGUCAUGAUUUAUGUGAGACUCUGAAGAGGAUAUAUGGUGAAGUAUAUGAGGAUGUAGCCAUGCAGGGAGAGAGGAAGCCCUUUGAUGAGGUUUUUACAGAUCUAAACAUUACAACAAAUUGUGAUAGUGGCCCAAAUAUUGAACAUGAGGUCAUGACCAUAGUAAAACUGGACAGCAACCGGAAACCAGGGAAACUGCUUUCUACCAGCGAUAUUUUGAGCUCUAAAAGGCUGGACCGCUCAAACACAAAGUUGGUAGUGCUCACUGGAGUGCCAGGGUCAGGGAAGUCUAUGGCAGUCAGAAGGUUGAUCCUUGACUGGUGUGAACAGCGGUCCCAUGAACAUGUCUCUUUUUUGAUUCCUUUGCCAUUCAGAGAACUCAGACAGUUUGAAGGCUCCGAGGUCUCCCUGCUUGAAAUAAUACAAAAACUGUACCCAGAAACAAAGAAACUCAGGGAGGAGGAUUAUAGAGGUGAAGACUGCAAGAUAAUGUUUGUGUUUGAUGGUCUUGAUGAGUACAAUGACAACCUUGACUUUAACACCACUGAACUUUUGGGUGACUACACACGACCCACCACCCUGAACGUAAUCGUGGUCAACCUCCUCAGAGACAGGCUGCUUUACCGCGGCCUCUUCCUGGUCACCACUCGGCCGCAAGUAAGGCGCUACAUUCCUUGGGACAUGUCUUAUAAUGAGAUAGAGGUGCUUGGCUUCCGUGACCCUGACAAGGACGAGUACUUUAAAAAGAGAUUUAAGAACCCAGAUCAAGCAACCCGAGUUAUUGCUUAUAUCAACUCUUUCAAAACUCUCCGCAUAAUGUGCCACCUGCCCCUGUUCUGCUCACUGGUUGCCGAUGAGUGCCAGCACAUAUUUAGAGAAAAGGGAACACAGGCAGAGCUGCCCAGGAGCAUCACCUACAUGUACACAAAGCUGUUGCUAGUGCUCAUACGUCAGCAUCGCGUAUUUAGAGCUCCAGGUCAUACCCCAAAUGAAGAAAGAGACUUCCUCAUGAAACUUGGAAAGGUGGCCUUCAACAUGCUGGAACAAGGCCAGUUCAAAAUCACCAAGACCGACUGGAAAGACACUGGAAUCGACGACACGGAAGCAGUGAUUAACAGUGGCCUGUGCACACAGUACAUCACAAAGCCAUAUGUCUUGUUUCAGGAGAAAGUUUUGAGCUUUAUCCACCCCACCAUGCAGGAGUACCUCGCUGCCCUUUAUGUGUUUCUCUCAUUUAGAAACCUGGGGAAGAACAUUUUUGAGCAGCAGCACCUGAAAGCCAAGGUCAGGGGCAUAUUCAAGCCGCACAAAGCCAUGGAGCUAUACAAAAGUGCUGUGGACAGAAGCCUGCUCUGUGAAGAUGGCAAGCUGGACCUUUUUCUACGUUUCCUGUUUGGGAUGGCACUUAAUACCAACCUGGAACUUCUCCAGACAUUCUGCACCGCGUCCAUUAAGGGGCCAUCGGUCAUCGAAGACGCGGCUGUUCUCAUAAAGAAGAGGCUCAGAGAAAAUCCCAGCAGGAGUAACAACUUGCAGCACUGCUUGGAGGAGCUGGGUGUGUCAGCGGCAGAGGCAGCAUCCUAUUGAUCUGACUCUUUUAAAACACUCAAGACUGCACAAAAUCAUUUCACUACAAAAUGUGUAUAAAGGAUUCCACUUGAGGGUCAAUCGAAGGAAAACUGGCUAAGAUGAGCCUGUUUCUCUCCUAUUCAGCCAAAAUUAUUCUGUAGAUGCUGUUGGAGACGUAGAGCAUUCAAGAGCCAAACAUAAUCACUUCUGAAGUGUCAUAGUUAGACUGAUGUACCAAAGAUGUGGAAACAGCAUCUUGGGGAUAGUGUGAUUUAAUGUGUGUUCAUACAGAUUUAUAGAGGCUCUGAGUUAAGAGAACUUUUGUUGGGAGAGUGUUUCCAUUUUUAUACAGUGAUUAGAUAAUCAGACCAUUCUGAUAUAUCAUUAUUGCCAGUCUUAAAAUUCCUUCAUACAGCUUUUUACAUGCACUAUUAACACAGUAUCAUAAGGAAUAUGACUAUUACCUGAGCUCAAGUUUUAUUGGUAAAUUAAAAAAACUAUUUUUCACUCUUAUGUUAAUGUUGAUCACUUGUUGCUUGUUUGCUGCUUUCAUUAAUGUUUUGGUAUAUGAUGCAGUAAUCAUACUGAAGGGAGACAGUUCUGUUUCUGUUCAUGCUAAACCUCUACAAAGCAUCUUACUUCAGUGUAUGUUACAGUGAUGAGUUAAGGCUUUAUUGUCCCCAAGGAGAGGUUUGUUUUCACAGCCUGUACACAACAUAGAACAUACAUAUAUUGACACAAAAUACAAACUGAAUGGUCAUCACUGUUUCCUUUGAUAAAAAUGGGAAUCCUCACAAUGCUGCAUGAAUUUUUUUAUUAGGUGUGAGUCGUUUCAGUAUCACCUAGAGAGAAGGGUGGAUGAUAUCUUGGUGCUUUUCUUUCUGUUUGUGGCAAGAAAAGAUUCAGAGCUUUGGAGUGUCAAACAAAACAGCUAGCAUGACAUUUAGUGGCUUGUAAAACAUGGCAGCCUCUUAAAGGGUGGGGCCGAAGCACAGCGACAUCUGAUCAUUUCUCUUGUUGCAAUAAAAGUCCAGGAAGAGUGUGUUA
This is a messenger RNA of Monopterus albus (swamp eel), 3520 nucleotides long. It is a transcript of the gene nlrc3l1, whose product is annotated as NLR family, CARD domain containing 3-like 1. The record is from RefSeq and is a predicted model, not a curated record. NCBI's taxonomy places the organism in Eukaryota, Metazoa, Chordata, Actinopteri, Synbranchiformes, Synbranchidae. The transcript has 7 exons. Bases 167 to 2491 code for a protein of 774 amino acids.